AUGGAGACGCCGCUGUUGAACGGUCCAACCAGCGAGCUCGAGCUUAUCGGCGACGACGGAGACUACCGGCCGGUGAAAGGCUUCAAGGAAUGGAAAGCAGUGUUUUGGAUUGAGACAGUGAAGCUAUGGAAAAUCGGCGGCCCAAUCGCGUUUAGCAUACUUUGUCAGUACGGAACCAGCUCGGUUACGAGCAUGUUCGCCGGCCAUCUUGGAGAGAUUGAGCUCUCUGCUAUCUCCAUUUCUGGAUCUGUCAUUGGUACAUUCGCUUUUGGCUUCCUGCUUGGCAUGGGGAGUGCACUUGAGACGCUAUGUGGCCAAGCUUUUGGAGCGGGGCAAGUUUACUUGCUUGGUGUUUAUAUGCAACGCUCAUGGAUAAUCCUAUGGGUAACCUGUAUCAUUCUCUUGCCAAUAUAUAUCUUUGCUACCCCAAUCCUGAAGCUCCUUGGUCAAGAAGAUGAUAUUGCUAAUCUUUCUGGAAUAUAUACCAUCCAAACUAUCCCUCAAAUGUUUUCACUAGCUAUUAAUUUUCCUACUUCAAAGUUCCUUCAAGCCCAAAGCAAAGUUGCGGUGCCUGCUUGGAUAGCAUUUGUGGCUCUGAUCAUACAUGUUGGGUUACUUUGGUUCUUCAUUUAUGCAUUUGAUUGGGGCACAACUGGUGCAGCUGUAGCAUAUGAUAUCACCAAUUGGGGAAUUGCGGUGGCUCAGGUCGUUUAUGCUGUCGGUUGGUGUAAGGAGGGGUGGACAGGAUUAUCGUGGUCCGCAUUCAGGGAGAUAUGGGCUUUUGUUAGGCUCUCCCUUGCCUCAGCUGUGAUGUUGUGCCUAGAGUUGUGGUAUAUGAUGAGUAUAAUUAUCCUUACUGGCCAUCUUGAUAAUGCAGUAAUUGCAGUUGGGUCCCUUUCCAUUUGCUUGAACCUAAAUGGCUUGGAAGCAAUGCUGUUCAUAGGAAUAAAUGCUGCUAUAAGUGUUCGAGUUUCCAAUGAGCUUGGACUUGGCCGGCCAAGAGCAACCAAAUACUCUGUCUACAUCACUGUCUUCCAGUCCCUCCUCAUUGGGGUUUUUUGCAUGAUUCUGGUUGUAGCAACUAGAAAUUAUUUCGCUGUAAUUUUCACAAAUAGCAAGGAUUUGCAACAAGCUGUUGCUCACCUUGCAUACCUUCUUGGUUUGACAAUGGUUCUUAACAGUGUCCAGCCAGUGAUAUCAGGUGUUGCUGUUGGAGGUGGAUGGCAAGCUCUUGUUGCCUAUAUCAACCUGGGGAGUUAUUACAUUUUCGGGCUCCCCCUAGGAUUCCUUCUUGGUUAUGCAGCAAAUCUUGGAGUGAUGGUAAGUGCAUAUAUUCUAGUUUGAUAAUCAAAAGGUACAUGGAGGAAACCAAUAGUAAGUAAACUA
This is a messenger RNA of Ilex paraguariensis (yerba mate), 1386 nucleotides long. Lineage: Eukaryota; Viridiplantae; Streptophyta; Magnoliopsida; Aquifoliales; Aquifoliaceae. The record is from the annotation of a GenBank genome assembly.